AUGACUGCCAAGCACUGCUCACAUUAUGAGUCCUGGUGGUACUCAGACACCGCCCGCUACGAGUACCUCAAGAGCGACCUCUUCUGGACACUCGCAGUCCUCAUCAUAGUCAAUUGCUGGUGGUCAGCCAAGCAAGUCGAUUCAUUUCCCGAUGAAAACGACCAAAAUGACAAAAAGGACGAAAAAGAUACUUCUAUCAUUAAAUCCAGCCCUGCAACCCCGCCUCGUCCUGGCUUUUGGCUCAAGGACCGCAUCACGUCACGACUUCGCAGAUAUCUCGCCCUUUCGGUCUGCACAUCUGUGUUCCCUCUCCUGCUUCUCCAUGGUUCCUGGGUCGUUAUAUCUGCCUGGCGGAUUUCUUUCGGGCUGGUUAAUCGCACAUACCCAAGUUCACUCAAGCCGCGCAUGCUGGGCUUGGUCAUCUACUCGCCAAUUGCUACUAUUGUCUUGCUAGCCUGGGUAGCUAUCUUGGGUGCUGGUGUCUUUAUUCUCGCGACGCAGAUUUUGCUUUGGAUCAAGAUCUGGGAAAUCAAGACUAAUAAGCAAUCUAUCGUUCCUCUCCAAAAAGAUAUUACGAAGGAGGUUGAUGGGGAUAGGGAUGGGGUUGGGCAUAAAGACGGCAAACAAGAGAACACUAAGGAGACUUAG
This is a messenger RNA of Fusarium subglutinans, 648 nucleotides long. RefSeq lists its product as uncharacterized. The transcript has a single exon. The coding region runs from base 1 to 648 and encodes 215 amino acids. NCBI's taxonomy places the organism in Eukaryota, Fungi, Ascomycota, Sordariomycetes, Hypocreales, Nectriaceae. The record is from RefSeq and is a predicted model, not a curated record.